Molecule: messenger RNA, 754 nt
Organism: Penicilliopsis zonata CBS 506.65
Lineage: Eukaryota; Fungi; Ascomycota; Eurotiomycetes; Eurotiales; Aspergillaceae
Exons: 2
Coding region: 143-526 (127 amino acids)
Source: RefSeq, a predicted model, not a curated record
AGACGGUUUCGGAAGCGCGCGGUUGGAAGGUGGUAAUGGUAAUAUCGUAUGAAAACGAGGAAGACCGUGAACAAUUGGAACCGGGAAGCGGGAGUCAACCUGCAAUAUUUGACAGAAAACCCCCCAAUGUCCGCUGGGCGAUAUGGGCUUGUUGUUUCCGCGACGAGUAGAUCAGGGGACGCGGACACAGGAAAGCACCGAGAGAGAGAGGUCGAAGGGGCGUUCAAGCGCCAGUAACAACCACAAGAAGACAAGAUAUGACAAGGAAAUCAAAAAAGAAUCAGAUUCCACAAGUUCUCAGCUGAAACCGAUGUCCCCAGGGCGGGUGGCGAAGAAGAUAGGGAGGGAGGUGAGAUUAUCAAGAAAAAGAUCUCGGCAGGGGAAAAGCGAUGGAUCCCAGGCGGGCCACCAAAAGUGCAGGCGAUCUCCAGGGCGGUGGCACCACGAGGAGACCCGAUUCUCCGCAGGAAACCUGGAAGUUGAUGAAUACGACGAUAGGGUUUUCUGGUAUGUCGCAGUAGUAUGACCUCUUUGCAAUCGAACAACGCACAAGUGGUGCGAUCCUCAGCAGGUGGUGAGUCCUCCAUGGCUAGAAAUUAGUGUCAUUGCGAUCCCUGCCUAUCGCGAUUUGCUGCCUUGAUGCCUGAGGCAUAAACGAGUUAGUCGCGUACUUCGUACCACAUCCAGGAUACGAUACGAGGCAGUAGAAAUCCAGGCAGAUCGAAUUUAUACUGAGCAUAAUGACUCGAUUGAA